Caenorhabditis angaria is the source of this 2936-nucleotide messenger RNA. The record is from the annotation of a GenBank genome assembly. NCBI's taxonomy places the organism in Eukaryota, Metazoa, Nematoda, Chromadorea, Rhabditida, Rhabditidae.
AUGAGGAUUCUUCUUCUAUUUUUAUUAUUUUCGGGAUUCUUGGCAGCAAAUGAUGUUGAUAUUCAAGUAAGUUGAUCACAUUUUCCACCCAAUUAACUCUAAUCAAUUAAAUUCUUUCAAGAAAGACGUUGAUACGGUUGACAUUGGAAAAAAUGAUGAGAAUGAAAUAAUCAAUCAUGAAGGUACUGGGAAAACUGGCGGAAGCAGCAACAAAAAGGACAUUUCAUUUUAUCACGGAUUUUUGGCGUCAUUUUCAGUGAUUGUUGUGUCGGAACUCGGUGAUAAAACAUGGUUUAUUGCUGUGAUUAUGUCGAUGAGACAUUCGAGAUUGACUGUAUUCUCAGGGGCUAUGGGAGCGUUGGCUUUGAUGACUGUUUUGUCAGGUAGGCCUGGUUUUUCGGGGGGAAAUCGUAAGGUUUUAAGAGGGAAACGUGAGUUUUCUGAAAAUCAUCCAUUUUUUCUCGAAAUCCUCAUGUUCUUUCAAAAAUUCUGGUUUUUUGCCUGGUUUUGAUGAAAUUGCAUAAUUUUUCCAAUAAAAAUCAAAUCAAAAUCAUAAUUUUUAUGACAAAAAAUGUCGCCUGAUCAAAUAACAAAAGAAAAAAUAUGAAAAAAAGAACAAAGGGGGUUAGAAAAUCAGGGAAAAUAGGGAAAAAUCAUGAAUUUCUACCAAAAACCACCUAAAAACCUGAAAAUUCACCAAUUUCCACCAAAACCCUUCUAAUUUUCAGCAUGUCUUGGAUGGGUUACUCAAGUCAUUCCACGAGCUGUUACCUAUUAUCUCUCAACAGCUCUUUUCGCACUUUUUGGUCUGAAAAUGUUGCAUGAAGGUUGGAAUAUGUCACCGAAUGAAGGACAAGAAGUUUUGGAAGAAGCACAGGCUGAUGUGGCGAAAAGAGAGAAUGAGUUGGAUGCGAGCAAAUUUGAGGUGAUGGAAGCUGGUGGAGCUGUUCCAGCGUGAGUUUUUUUGAGCGUUUUGAGAUGAAAAUCGUGGAAUUUGGAGAAUUUUGAGGGUAAAACCAUUAAUUUUUAUGAAAAAUUCGAAUUUUUAUUGCAAAAAAGACUUUUUUUUUUCUCAAUUUUCAAUAAAAAUCUGCCAAAUUUCAAUCAAAAACUCGUUUUUUUGCAGAAGUGAAACGCGAAAAAUGGUCCUCUUCACAUCUCGAAUUUUCAUCGAAGCGUUCACUUUGACAUUUGUCGCCGAAUGGGGAGAUCGAUCACAAUUAACUACGAUUAUUUUGGGAGCCAGAGAAAAUAUUGGUGAGAUCGGGGAAUUUUCAAGGGAAAAUGGAAAAUUUGAUGAAAAACCGUGAAUUUUGAGCUAAAAAUCAAGGAUUUUGGAUGAAAAUAAGCUUUCAAAAUCAAAAUUUACCAUUUUUUGCAGCUGGUGUUAUUGGUGGUGGAAUUAUCGGACAUGCCUUGUGCACCGGAAUCGCUGUGAUUGGUGGAAAAAUUGUGGCGCAAAGGAUAUCUGUUAGAACUGGUGAGUGCUUCUUGGUGGCCUAGAAAACCCAAGCUAAAAUUUCUAGUCCCCCUGAAAACUAGAGGUCUAGAAAAUCGUGUUCUCGUCCCUCAUGGCCUAGAAAACCAAACUUUCAAAUCCUAGUCCCCCUGGAAACUAGAGAAAUUCUAUAUGGUCUAGCAUCCUCUCAAUUUUGGCCUAGAAAACCAAACCUUCAAAUUCUAGUCCCCCCUGGAAACUAGAGAAAUUCUAUAUGGUUUAGCAUCCUCUCAAUUUUGGCCUAGAAAACCAAACCUUCAAAUUCUAGUCCCCCUGGAAACUAGAGAAAUUCUAUAUGGUUUAGCAUCCUCUCAAUUGUGGCCUAGAAAACCAAACCUUCAAAUUCUAGUCCCCCUGGAAACUAGAGUUCUAGGAAAUCGUGUUCUAGUCCCCCAUGGCCUAGAAAACCAAACCUUCAAAUUCUAGUCCCCCUGGAAACUAGAGAAAUUCUAUAUGGUCUAGCAUCCUCUCAAUUUUGACCUAGAAAACCAAACCUUCAAAUCCCCCCCUGGAAACUAGAGAAAUUCUAUAUGGUCUAGCAUCCUCUCAAUUUUGGCCUAGAAACCCCAACCUUCAAAUCCUAGUCCCCCUGGAAACUAGAGAAAUUCUAUAUGGUCUAGCAUCCUCUCAAUUUUGGCCUAGAAAACCAAACCUUCAAAUUCUAGUCCCCCUGGAAACUAGAGAAAUUCUAUAUGGUCUAGCAUCCUCUCAAUUUUGGCCUAGAAAACCAAACCUUCAAAUCCUAGUCCCCCUGAAAACUAGAGAAAUUCUAUAUGGUCUAGCAUCCUCUCAAUUUAGGCCUAGAAAACCAAACCUUCAAAUUCUAGUCCCCUUGAAAACUAGAGGUCUAGAAAAUCGUGUUCUAGUCCCCCAUGGCCUAGAAAACCAAACCUAGUCCCCUUCUUCAAAAAUCGGGUUUUAUUUUCCAGUCACAUUAAUUGGCGGUGUCGUUUUCCUCCUCUUCGCCCUUUCUGCUCUUUUCAUCAAUGAUAUCGAAUCAGCCGCCGAGGCGUAAGUCAUUAAUUAAUUAGCCUAAUUAAUUAAUUAAUUCCCAAUUAUUGUGAUUCAUUUUUAUGUUUUAUUUAUGUAGCAUAACCUUUUUAUUUUCUUUUUUUCUCAAAACACGUGUAUUUUCGAGACUUUUUCUAUCGCUUUGUGUUUUUUCAGAUUGUUUUAAUUAUGAAAUUACGUAGAAAUUGAAGUUUUGGCGGCUAAAAAUCCAAAAUUUUUGCGCCAAAAAAUCUAGAAUUUUCUCUAUCGCUUCUAUUUUUUAUGUGUGUUUUUUCCAGAUUUUUCAUAAAAAAAUAAAUUUUGCAGAGAUUUAUUUGGAAGUUCUUCAAAUUCCAGUCUCACCUCCUCGAAUUCCAGCUUCGAAUUGAGCGAUUUGCUGAAUUUGGAGGAAAAAGCUAGAUGGAAUUCGACGAUUAUUGAAUUCUGA